GAAUCUUCUACACUCCACUUUUUCGAAGGAUCAGAAAAUUGGGGGCUAGGGUUUGUAAUUGAAGAAAGAGCGAAGAAGAUGAUCGAGGUGGUUCUCAACGAUCGUUUAGGGAAGAAAGUUAGGGUUAAGUGUAACGAAGAUGACACAAUCGGUGAUCUGAAGAAGCUUGUUGCGGCACAAACCGGAACACGAGCGGAGAAGAUCCGAAUUCAGAAGUGGUACAACAUCUACAAGGAUCAUAUCACUCUCAAGGACUAUGAGAUUCACGAUGGGAUGGGUCUCGAGCUUUACUACAACUAGGCUAUUCGAAGGAGCUGAGCUGAAGGAGUGUUGUUGAUUUGGAUACCUGCAUAAACUCAUCUAAACCAUGUGGCAUCUAAAAAAGACAUAAGUAUGUUGUAAAACCUGAUAACUACAAAUAUGUGGUAAUAUGACAUUUGACUGCCAAUGGUUUUAAAACCCUCCUAAACUGUCUGAUUGGUUUCUGGCAAUACUUUGCAGCUUGUACAACGUUGGCCUAUAAUCUCCAUGUUUGUACUAUAAAAGUCUAUAUAGGUU
Messenger RNA from Arabidopsis arenosa, 558 nucleotides. Lineage: Eukaryota; Viridiplantae; Streptophyta; Magnoliopsida; Brassicales; Brassicaceae. The record is from the annotation of a GenBank genome assembly.